Symbiodinium pilosum is the source of this 1089-nucleotide messenger RNA. The record is from the annotation of a GenBank genome assembly. NCBI's taxonomy places the organism in Eukaryota, Dinophyceae, Suessiales, Symbiodiniaceae.
AUGAACGGAGCCACGUUGACGCAGACUCUUGUCGUGCUUCAGCCCUACUUGGCCGACAUGCCGUUUCAGUUGGGAGCCCGAGUCACAGGGAGGUUGAUUCAGGAAGAGAUGCAGGCAGUGCUGUUUGGCAACGCAAAGGCGACUCCUGAGGAGGUGCCUGUUCGCAUCAAGAACAUGGUUGCCGGAUUCAGGUUCUGGGACAAUGACAUUCUCACGUUGGCCGACAAGCCUCGUGUGAACCCUGGCAAGCCCAGCUUGCAGCAGGCGUUUGCCGAGCUGCUCGAGAGACAAGCCGACGGGGAGGAGAUUGCAGGUGAUCAGGAAGAUGCACAAUUUGCAGAGCUCGUUCAGAAGCAGCGUGCGCUUGAGCGACGCCCCAGUGAUCCCACGCGUGAGGAGGACCCCGCCGACAAGAGUACUUUUCAGCCGGACCUUGAGGCCACGUUCGUGCAUGUGUUCAAGAAGACCCUGACAGCAGUGUUUGAGUCGGACACCCUCACCAGCUUGCUUAACAACGUCGCAGAGCAAAAGUACCUGGAGAACUUGCAGAUGUGGAUUGGUGAGUUCCUCGCGGAGGCAAACGUGCAGGCAGCAGAGACAUGGAUGAGUGCAACGGCUAUGGGGCAGGAGCUGACCGAGAUCUUUGAAGGUCAUCUUCGGUUCUGCAGGGCAGUGGCUUUUCUGUUCCAGGUGCCUGUUGCGGGCAGCACUCCUUCGAUGGAUGAUGUGUUAUGGUUCGCGGACUAUGUAGGUCCACACGUGUGGCGCAAGACCAUUAGAGUGUUGUUGCGGGCACCCGAACCUGCAGGACCCAACUUCACGGAAGUGAAGAAGAAGUCCCGCAGCCUACUGCAGACCUUGUAUGCGGACGCUGUAAAGACUGCCGCGACAGCGGGGCCAGCUCAGCAGCAUCUGCAGGCGCUGCACUCGAAGCUGCAGGCGGCUCCCAGGGUUCUCGAGCAUCGCUGUUGCCGUGCUCUUGCAGAGUUGAUGAAAGACUUGGAGGAACUGGAGCUCAAGUUGCGGCAGGGCGGCAGUCAGCAAACUCGGGCUCUGGCUGUUGAGUUUACCUUGGAGGUGGUUGACGCU